This is a messenger RNA of Chiroxiphia lanceolata (lance-tailed manakin), 2907 nucleotides long. It is a transcript of the gene RPGRIP1L, whose product is annotated as RPGRIP1 like. Gene Ontology annotation, cellular component: photoreceptor connecting cilium. Gene Ontology annotation, molecular function: thromboxane A2 receptor binding. Gene Ontology annotation, biological process: non-motile cilium assembly; retinal rod cell development. Lineage: Eukaryota; Metazoa; Chordata; Aves; Passeriformes; Pipridae. The record is from RefSeq and is a predicted model, not a curated record.
CCGGCGGCGCUUCCAGACCCGCGCGGCUCCUCGCUCGCAGCUCGGUGCCCGUAGGGGAAGGCAGGGGAGCCUCAGUGCCGGAUUGAAAGUAGCCCCUACGGGCCCCUGUUUUGUACCUGCAAAGGCUGCCGGGCUGGAGCGGGAGUUGUGCUCCUGUGCCCGAGAAAAUCCCGGGCAGUGGGGGCGUUCCUGCGUGGGGGAAGCGCUGCCUUCCCUGGGACCCUGCCCCUCCCAGCCCUGUCAGUCACUGCCAGAAUCAAAUUUUGGAAAGCACUUGUACGUUGAAGGCGAGACACGGUUGUUUUGAUAUCUCCUUGUUCCAGUAGGACUUACAGGUCUGAGAGAUGGUUCUUCCCCCAGACGACAGCAGGAUGUUGUGAUCCUGUUUCCUAAUACCUUCCAUAUCUUCUCUCCUUUUUUUUUCCCCCCUCUCCACCUCCCAAAAGUCACUUUCAAACAGAUAAUGUUUGAAAGAUGAUUUGUGUGUAUACUCCUACCAAGUAAUAAAUGAGAUUAUUUUAGAUGACAAGACAAAUAGAGUGCAAAUAUUUAUCUUUUAAGGACUCAGUAGAGUGAGAAUAUAGGCUGGAAAUACUUUGCGAUACACUCAGAUAGGUGAGGGGUCUCUCUAUCCACCUUUUUUUUAUCUUUCCUCUACCAGAAAAGUGGAGUAGGAUUUUUGUAAGAAAAGCAUGUCUGAGACUUGUAAAAUUCAAAAACCAUAUUGAAACAAUUAAGCCAUCAUUUUUAAUAUUUCACUAGAAGUCCCUUCUAUCCCCACUGGCUGAGAACUUUUGAAAAUUUAGGUAAUCCCUCCUUAGUUUUGGUGCUUUUGAAUGAUUUUGGGACAACAGUAUGCUUCUGUGAGACAAUUUGAACCUAAAGUAUGAGCUUUGAUACUUAAUUUUCAAUAUCCAUCUCAUUACUGUCUAACCUUGCAUACCACUGCAAAGUUGUGUGCAGUUUUUCUGUGGUAAAUUGUCAGAUACAGGUAGUAAAGAACAGGCUUGUAGCUGACACAGUGUAUAAGAAAGUCACGAUUUCUUUGACUUUAGUAACUGUAUCUAAGCUUCUUAAUUAUACCUAAUUUGAAGUUCUUGUAGGUUAAUCCCAGAGAUACAGACAUUUUUCCUCUCUUUGUAGAUGAAGUUGUUUAACUUUUGGAGAACAAGACAUGCCGAAAUAACUCUAGGGUAACCUUUCUUGGAAAUAAAAGGUGGUUUAAGUGUUUGAGGUUGAUCACAUGGCAUGUGAUCUGUCCAGAAGCAAAUAUAAAUUUAUACCUCUCUUGCUUUGCUAUGCUUUCUUUCAGGAAAUGCUGGACUCUUAAGUACCAUCACUUUUGUGGCAGUGUUGCUGUACAGUUUUGUCAUGUGUAAUCGCUCUGGAAAUGCUUUCAAAAGUAAUACUGAAUUCUGUGGCCAAAUCUCAUGCUUUUGGAAAUAAUGCUGGAACUGGACUGCAGGGAAAACAUUACUUGACUCUGUGACCAACAUGUAAUUUUCUGCACCAGAAAACAAGAAAGAAACAGCGGUUGUUAACAAAUAAGCCAUGCCUGUUUCAGCUGAUGAAACUGUGGGGGACCUGCCUGUGAGAGUUACGGGUCUAACUCCAUCUGGAAUUGAAGGAUUACAAGAAUCAUCAACCACCAAUGUAAAAGCUCUACAAGCUGUACAGCAAAUCAUUUGAGAAGAACUGGAGGACAGGUUUCUUCAUAUACAUGAUGACCACGUCUUAUUCAAGCAGCAUACAAAUAAGCAAGAGGAGAAAAUUAAAAGAAUGACCACCAAGUUAACACAGCUUGUUAAUGGUAAAAAAAAGUCUGAACAGGUUGGUGGCGACCUCAAGUGGCCGGGUCAGGCCUGGAGCUGGAAGAAAGAACUGAGCAUUUGCAGGAAGAGUUCAUGGGCUUGAGAGACAAAACGAGAGCCUCUCUGCAGCAAACUGCUUUCAACUGACCAGCAGCUCCAGAUUCAAGGCCAUAGGCCUUGUCCACACAGCUGUGUUCAAUCUUUUCUUAACACUGGUCUCAGAAAAGUGAGUGAGGCUGCUGGCAGGCUGGAGCACGCAGGGGAAGGGCAUGUGGUACAGGAGGUUAAACAAGAAAGGCAAGCAGAUAAGGUGAAGGAGAUGGCUGGAGAAAUUCAACAGGAGAAAGAAGAGCUCUCACAUCUGUCAGAGGAGCAGUUAGCUGACCAAACACCAAUUACUUCUGGAGACGAGACAAAAAUAACUGAAGAAUUGGAACCAGAAGAUCAAGAUGGUAGACAAGAUGAGGAUGCUGUUGAAUCAAUAAAAACUGACAGCAAUGAUGGUAUUAUUUCAAGUCCAAAUCCACGAAUAUUAAACAGCUGAGUCAGUGAUCAUGGCAAUUAUUUGGAAGUUGAAAAGAUGUGGAUUAAAAUUACAUCACUUGGUCAUACUGAGUUACGAAUUACUUCAGAUGAAACAACCCAGCAGCUGUGUGUUGAAUGCAGAUGAAAUGAUUUCCUUGCAGAGGACACCCCACUGUCACUUCCCAAAGCAACAGGUGGUCAGAGGAGUCACUGUAAGUGUAGCACUGUGAUAUAUGUGGCCAAGGCAGAUAAUUGUGCAGAAAAAGAGUAUCUCAAGUCUGUUCUUCUAAAGCCAGAUCUACACACUGACAUGUUAAAAAUUUGUGUGGUCAGUGAUCCCCCAGAAGAUGAACAGGAUCUUGAAUGUGAAGAUAUCAGGUUUGCUCUGGUCAGUUUGAAAGAGAUGUUCCAGAAGCAAAGAAAUAUCAUUGAACGAGACAUUGAUGUUUUUGAUUCACGAGAUGAUGGUGCAGUAACUGGGGAGCUCAAAGUAGCCGUGGAGGCCCCUCCACGCGCCGCGUUCGGCCUGUGAGGAGCGCGAAGACGACUCCGAGGCAUGAAAGGAAGUUUG